Messenger RNA from Aspergillus fischeri NRRL 181, 1932 nucleotides. Its product is annotated as fungal specific transcription factor domain-containing protein. Gene Ontology annotation, biological process: positive regulation of transcription by RNA polymerase II. The coding region runs from base 1 to 1932 and encodes 643 amino acids. NCBI's taxonomy places the organism in Eukaryota, Fungi, Ascomycota, Eurotiomycetes, Eurotiales, Aspergillaceae. Gene Ontology annotation, cellular component: nucleus. The transcript has 2 exons. The record is from RefSeq and is a predicted model, not a curated record. Gene Ontology annotation, molecular function: transcription cis-regulatory region binding; DNA-binding transcription factor activity.
AUGGACAAUGGCAGACUACAGAAAGAACAGGCUGCAAAAUUUAAGCAGAUUGUCAGCCAACGGAAAGCGUCAAAUCGAAAGGAAAAGCAACCUCGGGAAGCGCGUUCGUCGCUGGAUUGUAACCAGAGUCUGGGGCCAGUAUCGACUGAAGACGUGCCACCACACAUAGCAUCGUCAUCCACUUCCGUGCCGCUCCCCUUUAACGAUUACAAUGAUAUCGGGGGCCAUGGCCCGUUUUUUGAUACAAUUUUGAGUUCCUUUAUGGACCCGACAUGGGGCGCUCUGCCCAACUAUGACUAUGUAGCUACUGCAUCCCAGUCCCUUGUGAACGAAGAACAUCACCAACACCCAUCUGCAUUUUUCAGGAACAUGGACUCAACGCAAAGCUCAUUAUCGCCCGGAUCGUCUGGAGAUUUAUCAUGGCUUGCCCCCGACAUGAUGGGUGUGCAUGACGUAAAGGCUGUGCGGAAUGCAAUCGUGCAACAAGACGAGAUGGGAUAUGCCACGAAUGGACGGUCCCUCUCAAUGGUGGAUGAAUGGGCAUGGGACUCCUCUUCAAAUGGUAACGGCUUCCCCAGUCAGGUCGGUGUGAGUGACUAUGCUGCCGGAAAGCCCACUGCUCCAGGAGAUUUUGUGGCUUCUGGAAAUGACCAAAAACAUAGGGCCCCGCCAGAGGCUCUGAUUGAGCCAGUCCGACAAAGAGGAGCAGAGGACACGUUAUUUAUGCACUAUCUGGAUCGGGUAUUCUACAUCCAGUUCCCAUUUUACCUCUCCCGAAACCUACGAGGAAGAGCCUGCCUGUUCUCGAUUAUAAGGAUGGUCAAGCCCGCUUAUCUGGCCACUCUGGCCCUCGGUGAACGAGACCUUCUCUCUGUCCAUCCGCAACAGGGCGAUGUCACUACCAGCCUGACUCAACUGCGCGCCAAGGGCGGGUACCACGACCUGGCAGCUCAAGGAACACAGCGCUUGCUGCAAGAAUCACAUACAUGGAAUAGAAGUGCUCAUAUGGUUCACAAUAUCGAGUCUCUCGCGUCCAUCCUUCAGCUCUUGUUCUGGGAGGUCCUUCUUCGUGAAGCCGCUCGCCUGAUCCCCGGCCUUCUAGAGGCGCGAACACCGCUGAAACCAAAACCGGCCGGUUCUGACCACACAAACCCUCCACACCACAUAGAAACACUCUCUCCCGACGAUCAUUGCGCGACUGGUGUCUUGCUUGGCUCCUUUAUAUCGCUUGAUAUCAUCGCCUCCGCCUCCACGCGGCGGCCCCCCUUUCUGAAUAUUGACCACGCACAGGUGUUGCGUAACCCCUGCAUAUCAUUGGAAAGUAUCAUCGGCUGUAGCAACUCAGUCAUGGCCCUGAUCUUCGAGAUCUCCUCGCUGGACAGGUGGAAGGAAGAGUCGCAGGCGAUCCGCAAGCUAAGCAUUAUCGACCUGGCGGAGCGUGGACGCCAGAUCGAGGAACGCCUUCGACAGGAACUUGCGGACAUGGACACUUUGCCGGAAACUAGCCCAUCGUUGUUAAAUCGCUCAAAAGUGCUCUCGGUCCCCGCCGACCCCGACGUUAACAGGCUUUUUGCCCUCUCAGCACUAAUCUAUCUCCAUGUUGUGAUCUCCGGGGCACACCCGGAGCUACCGGAGAUCGCAGAUGCGGUCUCACAAGUUAUCGCUGUUUUCAAGCGCCUGUGGGACCCAAGACUGCUACAAAGCGUAUUAGUCUGGCCAUUUUGCGUGGCUGGCUGUCUAGCCCUGGAGGAACAGCAGAACUUCUUUUGUGCCCUUUUCUCGGCAUCAGAGAUUACAGAAUCGACGGUUGGGACGUGUUUCGAAGCGUUUAGAAUCAUGGAGAAGUGUUGGGAAGCCAGAAGGUCAGGCCCCUUUAAUUGCGAUUGGGCUUCAAUAAUGAAACAGCAGGGUUAUUAUGUUUUGCUCAGAUAG